Molecule: messenger RNA, 948 nt
Organism: Coprinopsis cinerea okayama7#130
Lineage: Eukaryota; Fungi; Basidiomycota; Agaricomycetes; Agaricales; Psathyrellaceae
Exons: 7
Coding region: 1-948 (315 amino acids)
Source: RefSeq, a predicted model, not a curated record
AUGUCCCCCAAACACGACCAGCCCAUCGCCGCCGAGGAGAAGGGUGACCUCGCCAAUCCAGCGACCUCAACGGUCAAGAAGGUGACUUUCUCAACCGCCACCAAGACUAUUAUGGAGGCCUUGGGCAUACAAAGCAUUUCUGCCGGGCCUUUGACGGGAGAGCUAAUCGAGGAGUAUAUCCAACUUGUGGACAAGGUCGGAAGCUUAAGGACAGGUUUGAGCGAUUGCCUUGAUGAGGCUUUGGAUAAGGGCGGUGGAAACGGACCUGAGCAACUCGUUUUGCAGGUCUUGAAGACUGUGGACAUGAGCAAUGAGGCAGGAUCUCGUAUGCUCAUCGAUCCUAUUCUGCUCUUCGGGACGAUGUUAUAUCACAAUCUGACUGGUAAACGGAUGAAACUCAAGCCAGAACUCAUCUUGGCUGACUCGGAGGAGAAGGGGGAGCGGGGUGGACCUGUUGAAAUUACCGCACGUAACGGGGAAGUUUAUUCCUUCACCGGGAAAGUUGACUAUGCCAUCUGGCGGCUGGAAGGCAUAGGCGACGGCACCGCUGUGAAGAAGUUGGCUGAUAUCGUCUGCGAGGAUCCCGGGGACCUUCAUAUGUUCAUUGUCGAAGCGAAGCACAGCAUGACGGAGACUGAGCUAAAGAGCCACUUUCCUCAAUUGACAACACAAGCAAUGGCCACGAUGAAGAUUACCGGAUCAAAGGCGCUGGCAUGCAUCCUCACAGACGGGUUUCAAUAUAUCUUCGGGGUCAUGGAGAACGUAGACGAAGCAUCCGAGCAACAUGUCUUCUACUACUAUGACGGCUUGCACUGGAUUGACGACGGUGUGCCGGACAAGGAUAAGGGAAAACAGUUGUUGGUGAUGACUAUGUGCUGGGGGAUCCUGGAUCCUAAAACACAACUUGCAGAAGAGAUGAGAUAUCACAUCGAUUCCAUUCAAUCUUGA